CGUUCCUUAAGAAAAAUGUAUCUCGAUAAGAAUAGUCCUGAGUAUCAGUAUGCUACGAAAGGACACCGGAUCCCCCUUCUGUUCAAUUAUGAUUUGGACAGUGAGAUGGCAGACGUCGCUCAAGCUGAGACUAAGAGAAAAUCUUCCUUAGGCAAGCGUUCGCACACAGCAAAGACACCGGGUACGAGGAAGAAGAAGUCCAAGCUUCAAGUCGUUUCAACAGGAAAAGAAAGAAUAACUUUGACCAUCGCGAGAGUAAAAACGGCCAGCGAAUCGGACUUGGAAAACUUGAACAAAACUGACUUGGAAAAUGUGAACAAAACUGACUUGGAAAAUGUGAACAAAACUGACUCGGAAAAUGUGAACGAAAUUGACUUGGGAAAUGUGUCAGCGUCUACACAGAAAGAUGAAGAACAAGAAGCAGAAAUGAUGGCUCAGCCCAUACUUGAGGAUAUCGCCAGCACAGACAACAGUGAAUGCACCUUUGUUUUUCUGAACUACGACCAACAGUUUUUGAACACACAGCAAGAGGAGAGGAGAGCCCCAAAAAGAUCUUUGAAAGAAGAAGCCCAAACUGAGCCUCCAGAGAAGAAAAUGCGUGAACUGAGUUAUGAGAGUAUUGAGAGCAACAUUUUCCCAAAAGAUGAGCUGACAGUUUUCCGACAGAUAUGCGAAGCGCAUUACUUGCGGUCGCCCCACCUGUCCUCGUCCUUUCUGGACUUCGACGCUAACGAAUUUGAAGAAAUGACAGAGAAACUCUUUGGAGAAAGCCUAUUUGACAACUCAGAAAGUGAAGGGGAAUUGUUGCCGGACGAGCCAACUGUGGAUUUAGCAAAAAUGAUGGAUUAUCAUGAUGUUACACUGGAUUUCUCUCCGUCUAUGCUACUCUGUGAAGCGGAUUGCAACAACUGUAAAGAAAAGAUAGAAAAGGCCCCUCAGUUGAAGGAUCCAUUCAUGGGGUCUACUGUGGACCGAUCAUUAAAUGAUGGAGGCAGCUCUGCUGGUGCUUCUAUGUUGGGACAAAUCAUGUGCCCCCUGGAGGAACAGAACGCCCAGCAACAAACACCUCAGCCAGAGGUGUUCAGUGCCUGGAGUCACACCAGCAACACUGACGAGUACCAUGUCUUCACAAAAAGCUCGUUCUCCGGACUUGAUUACCCAGAAGAUGAUGAACCCGAAGGCUUGACCUUUCCAGAUACGUCAUCUACGUACUCAGACAGUGGCCUCCCAGGAGACGACAGUGAUGUUGACAUUGAGACAGUUACGGAGACUCCACGAUCUUGUGGAGAGUACUCAAGCUCUGCUUCCCCCUCUACUACUCCAUCGCCAUCUUCGAGCCCUAAGAAAGACAAUUUUCUGAAAAUAUCAAAACUUAUAUCGCAGUCCACGUCAUCUAAAUCACUGCUCAGAGUCAACUCAUCACAGGGUGUCUCCAGUUCUGCCUCUCUCGCCGAAAACCUCAUGGCGGGACGUUCAAACACUAUAUCUGGACAAAAGCGCAAGCUGCAGAAAGAAAAGAAGUCGUCAAAAUCCCCUCAGCAACAAUCUGCACCCACACACGUUCUUGCGAACAGUAACAGCGUCAACUUCCACGACUAUGCCAUGAGCCCCGGGUCAAAUCUUUCUUUGACUGAAACUGGCAGACCAACUGUCAUGGCCAAACGGACCCACAGCAGGAAACGUAUGGCAAACAACAUCGAUAUCUCCGACAAAGAGAAGCAGCACCAUCACAACCAGCUGGAAAGGAAUCGCAGACAGAAGCUAGCAGAUUUAUUUGCAGUCCUCAGAGUAGAACUUCCAAAGAUCAGGCACCAUGCUAAAGCCUCUAAAGUUAUGGUUCUCAAUGAGGGUACAAAUUACAUCAAAGAAUUGAGAAGACUCGACUCUCAACAAACAGAUGAGAUAGAAAGUUUGGUACAAAAGCGGUUACAUCUUGAAAAGCAGCUCAGACUUUUGGAGGCUCAACGAUCAUGAAUGCAUUAGAGACAAUUCAGUUUGUGUUCCAGGUCUAUGCAUUUUAUAAAAACAUGUUUGUAUAAAAGACCGCUUUUAGACUGAUACUAGUUAUUCGUGUGAAAGGACUAGUGCUGUGGAGUACUGAGUGACUUGAAAGUUUUUGCAGUGCAGAAAACUGACUGGUGCCAAUGUGUUCAGUGAAAUUCGUGGAUGGCUUUUAGGGUUUAAUCCUCCUGACAGUGCAAUGAAAGUGCGGAAAAACAGUAUUGACUAUAUGGAAAACUGUGUGCAUGGAGCAAGUGUGUUUAUCCGGAAUGCUUGCUACUGGGUGCAUGGUUGGUGUGCUUUAACUGAUAUAUGAAUGGAGGAAAGCCUGGCAUAUGUUUUAAGGGCAUCUCCUCAUCCUUGAAAUCAUGGGAGGAUAUUCACUUGGACAUCUCGGAUUAUCACUACGAUUCACCGUCCAGGGGCAAAUGUUUGGUAAUGUCAUCUGCUUAUGAUUUUUUUUCACUCCCAGUUCUUGUAUCAUUUUAUACUGCAACGUUCAUUUGAAUAUCCUCCUAUGUUUCAGUCUCUGCCUCUUACAUACACAUUAUCAUUUCUUAUUUCAUUUCAAAGGGUCCAAAAUUGUAUCACCAAAAGAUGUCUCAGAUGUUUCAACUCUCAUAUUAUGGAAUUCAUUAUCCUGUACAUUUCUGGAAAUUAUUAUUUGAACACUUUCACUUGUACUGCUGAAAACAAUUUUGUGUUAAAGACUUGACAAGAGGCGGUCGAGCGGGGAAUUAGUUUUGUCCUGUUGUGUGUACUUGUUGAGGUUUUUCCCCAUGAUUAUACAUGUCAUGUAAAUGUUAAUACACAUGUAAGCACUUUUGUACUAGCACAAAUAGGAAAGGGUUAAAGAUGUCCCUUGCAGGUAGUUGCAUAUUUAUAAAGUGUGCGGUGGUUGCGCAUUAUUUUGAAUAAUCUUUUUGAGUUUCUGUCGUCCUCCCGUUUCCCCUGAGAUCUCAUCUCACCCUACCGAUCCUGUUUCCAUUGUCCCUGACAGAUGUACAUGUAUAUUUGUGUUUUUGUGGUGCCGUUAAUCUUUUAAAAACAAUGCAAUGGUUUGAUAGCUUGUUCCACCCUUUUGUGUUUUUUUUUUUGUUGUUUUUUUUUUGGGGGGGGUCCUACAUGAAUGGUUCUACUAGAUGGUCCCUUGAAAGGAACCGAGGAAGUAAGACCCUUGCAGGCAACACGACAUAGUUCUGGGGGCUUUUUUCUUUCUUUCUUUCCUUUUUUUAAAAAUACCUUUCCUUUCAUGGUGUUGUAUCCUUUCCUUGCAGAGGUUUCUGGUUUUAACAAACGCUUCACAAUGUGUUCUGGUUUUGAAUCUGCCUUGCAUUUGCCUUAUUUCCGAGUGUAAUUUGUACGUUUUCCCCAGUUUUGUACAUGUGUGCGUUACUUUGGCUAGAAACACUUGAUGUAGUAUUGGUAAUUAGAGGAGGGGGGGAAAAACUUCUGUAUUAGAAGUUAAUGUUACCGAUGAAUGUACUGUGGGCCUUUCUUUUUCCCCAAGGCACUUUGUCCUUCCCAUAGUUUUUGAUUUUGUGGAAGCGCUUGGGAAUGAAUACAAUCCUAGUCCAUUAGUCUUUGAAAGAUGUAAAGGAUGUGGUCCCAAGUGCUUGGCAGCAUGAGGAUGUAAUGGGCUUGCUGCACCUGAUAUUCAUCUUGACCAAUUGCACAAGUUUUUAAUUUUCUUUUGAUGACCACAAGCAAAAUGUUUUGUCAUAGUUCUUGCUUUAUUUUCCAGUAAUGGCAUUACACUCACACUGUCUACUUGGGCUUUUAUACUAAUUUGUCUUUUGCUCUGGUUUUAGGGUCCAGGUACUUUUUAAAGAAAAAAAAAGCUCAUAGUAUGCAUUUAAUUUUGUUUAACCCCCCCUCCCCCCCCUUUUAUUUUGGCAUUAGCAUUGUGGACUAGUUCCCAAGACAGCAGGAACAUAGCACAUAGAUGAACAUUUGUUGUACAUGUCAUGUAUUAUUUGGAGUUUGAUUUGGCCAAAGAUUGUGGUUUUCUGUAUUGUAACUGUGUGGUCUGCAUCUGUUACGUUGCAAGUUUUUGUGUAUACUGUGACAUAGAUUUCCCCCAUCCCCAUGAGCGCAUAGAUUUGUAUCCUGUGCUAAGCUACCAGAUAUGAAAUGAAGGUGGGCUUUUACUGGCGUUAUGACGUUUUUUAGACUCGCCUAUAUUUUAUUUGUUUGGUUGGCCAUUUUUUAAAGUUAGAUCACUUCAUAACUUCCUUUUUAUUUUUCACCAUUGUCCAAACUUAAUUUGCUUUCAUGUACAAUUACCUUGGGCAAUUUAUCCUUCCAUUUUUUUUUUUUGUUCUUGGAAAGUAGCUUUUAUAAAUUCUAUAAAAUGUCUUAGUUUCUUUUGUAAACCUGAAAAUGAUAGUAGUAAGAUAUUUAUCAUUUUAAGAGCAGCAUUUUCUUUUUUUAUUCUUUCCGUUAUAUAUUUUUGCCAAAUAAAAUAUAAAAUGCUUCAA
Molecule: messenger RNA, 4481 nt
Organism: Aplysia californica (California sea hare)
Lineage: Eukaryota; Metazoa; Mollusca; Gastropoda; Aplysiida; Aplysiidae
Exons: 3
Coding region: 16-1974 (652 amino acids)
Biological process (GO): regulation of transcription by RNA polymerase II
Molecular function (GO): protein dimerization activity; RNA polymerase II cis-regulatory region sequence-specific DNA binding; DNA-binding transcription factor activity, RNA polymerase II-specific
Source: RefSeq, a predicted model, not a curated record